AUGCUCACAAUUCUCGCUAUCAGCCUGGAAAGAUAUUUCGCCAUUUGUCACCCUUUGCGAAACUACAGCAUGUUCAGCGGGUCGCGGGUGACCAAAGUCAUUCUAUCCGUGUGGCUUCUGGGCGCCGUUCUCAGUUGUCCGUUUAUAUGGGUUUCGCAACAGGUCUGGAUCCGCUUCCAUGACGGACGCCAGGGAUACGUCUGCGAGAGCCAGUUCAGGAAGCCGUGGCACCACGUCUAUCUCUGCGUAAUGUUUGCUUGCGUCUUCAUUCUGCCCUUGCUUCUGCUGCCGAUAUUCUACGUCAAGAUCAUCUGGACCCUAGUCACACACAAUCUGCAAGGCUCGGCCGAUAGCCGCAAGAACUGCGCCACAAUGCGUUCCAGAAAACAGGUUAUCUACAUUUUAGCCACGGUGAUCGUCAUGUUCUUUGUGUGCGUUAUUCCUUUCCGGGUAUUCACCCUCUGGGUGAUCUUUGGCCUCUCCGAGGACAACAUCCAACUGCCGUUCGAACAUUACCUCAACAUCUUCAACAUCGUCCGACUCCUGACCUACGUGAACAACGCUGGAAACCCGAUCGUCUAUAAUGUCAUCUCUACCAAAUUUCGCGUCGCUUCCUUGUCCGUUUUCCGGCUCUCGUGCGGACCCAAACGGGGAGCGGCCUCCAGCAGGCUCCACCCCUUUGCUCAGCACACGCACCAGCCGAGUGGACCGUCAGUGCGCAGGAGUCAGGCCGGAUCGACCGGCGGACCCACAACGAUGUUUGCGAUGAAGACGCGAAACGGAGCUGGUGGGUCUGUUUCUGAUCCGGGGGACGUCAGAGGCGGACACCCUGCCGGAAUCGGUAGCGGAGGUUCCGGUUCCGGGAAUCGAAUGAGCGGAAGUAUGGUGGUGGUUGACGCUGAAUCUGGUCGUGGUGCUGGUUUCCAUGGUAACAACAGUACCUGUACAACAUGGUUUCAGUAUUCGGUUGAUAUGAACUCUGCUUACGAUACGGACGGAUCUAAAAUCACCUCAACCAUGCUGUAA
Molecule: messenger RNA, 1026 nt
Organism: Acanthosepion pharaonis
Lineage: Eukaryota; Metazoa; Mollusca; Cephalopoda; Sepiida; Sepiidae
Source: the annotation of a GenBank genome assembly